ACGAACGUGAAAACGCAUGGCUGUCCCUACUGAUUUGCCGUAGUCAUAUCACGGAAGUUAUUUUGAAAUUGAUAAGAAAUAGCGAGUUGGCUAGAAGGAAUAACAUUGAUUGUGAAUUAUUCCAUCUGUCUCUAGACGGUCAGCAAUUUACCAACUAACUGUAGAAGAUGCAGGGCCGGCAGAUAAAACAAUGUGGCUUUUCCUCACUGACUCUUUUGGCCACAUUUGUCCAUUGUAACUGUUUGCCACACAGUACUGGUGGAAAGCCAUUUCCAGAGACCGCUAAAGAAAUUGCCAGCUAUGCAAAGGUAGCCAAGAGCAUCAUAGACUUGGCUGUGUAUGGCAAAGCCCAGAACCGCUCCUAUGAGAGACUGGCAGACUUCACAGAUACAAUAGGGAACCGUGUCAGUGGCUCUAAGAACCUGGACCUGGCUAUCAAGUACAUGUUUAGUGCCCUGAGGAAGGAUGGGCUGGAGAACGUACAUCUAGAACCAGUGAAGAUCCCACACUGGGUCAGGGGAGAGGAGAGCGCCGUGAUGCUACAGCCCCGGAACCACACCAUGGCCAUCCUUGGACUGGGCAGCAGUGUGGCUACACCCCAAGGAGGCAUUGAAGCAGAGGUGCUGGUGGUGGAGUCUUUUGAGGAGCUGAAGAAAAGGCAGAAGGAAGCCAUUGGGAAGAUCGUGGUGUAUAACCAGCCCUUUGUCAGCUAUGGGGAGACUGUGCAGUACAGGGAGUUUGGGGCAUCCAAGGCAGCUGAAGUAGGAGCUGUGGCUACUCUCAUCCGGUCCAUCACACCCUUCUCCAUCAACAGUCCUCACACAGGCUGGCAGGACUAUCAGGAGGGAGUGCAGAAGAUCCCUACCGCCUGUAUCACAGUGGAAGACGCCAUGAUGAUGGCCAGGAUGGCUAAGCGAGGCCAGAGGAUUGUGGUCCGACUCACCAUGAACGCCCAGACCUUCCCUGAUGCUGACUCCUUCAACACUGUGGCUGAGAUCAUCGGCAGCGAGCACCCAGAACAGGUGGUGCUUCUCAGUGGUCAUCUGGACAGCUGGGAUGUGGGCCAGGGGGCCAUGGAUGAUGGUGGUGGAGCGCUCAUCUCCUGGGAGGCCUUGUCUCUGCUUAAAGACCUGGGUCUGCGACCCAGAAGAACCCUCCGGACAGUGCUGUGGUCUGCAGAGGAGCAGGGAGGGGUUGGAGCGCAACAGUACUUCCAGCUUCACAAGGUGAACAUCUCUAACUUUAACCUAGUGAUGGAGUCUGACCAGGGUACCUUCACCCCCCUGGGGCUGCAGUUCACAGGCUCAGUCCAGGCCCGGGCUGUCAUGGCUGAGGUGAUGAAGCUACUGAAGCCCAUCAACACCACCACCCUGGAGGAACACGGAGAGGGACUUGAUAUAGAGAUGUGGAUGGAUGCCGGCGUGCCAGGUGUGUAGACUACCUUCUGUUGUCUGUCUGUCUGAGUCAGUAGGAGCCAGGUGUGUAGACUACCUUCUGUUGUCUGUCUGAGUCAGUAGGAGCCAGGUGUGUAGACUCUUCUGUUGUCUGUCUGAGUCAGUAGGAGCCAGGUGUGUAGACUCUCUUCUGUUGUCUGUCUGUCUGAGUCAGUAGGAGCCAGGUGUGUAGACUCUCUUCUGUUGUCUGUCUGUCUGAGUCAGUAGGAGCCAGGUGUGUAGACUCUCUUCUGUUGUCUGUCUGUCUGAGUCAGUAGGAGCCAGGUGUGUAGACUCUCUUCUGUCUGAGUCGGUAGGAGCCAGGUGUGUAGACUACCUUCUGUCUGAGUCAGUAGGAGCCAGGUGUGUAGACUACCUUCUGUUGUCUGUCGGUCUGAGUCAGUAGGAGCCAGGUGUGUAGACUACCUUCUGUUGUCUGUCGGUCUGAGUCAGUAGGAGCCAGGUGUGUAGACUACCUUCUGUUGUCUGUCGGUCUGAGUCGGUAGGAGCCAGGUGUGUAGACUACCUUCUGUUGUCUGUCUGUCUGAGUCAGUAGGAGCCAGGUGUGUAGACUACCUUCUAUUGUCUGUCUGAGUCAGUAGGAGCCAGGUGUGUAGACUCUUCUGUUGUCUGUCUGAGUCAGUAGGAGCCAGGUGUGUAGACUACCUUCUAUUGUCUGUCUGAGUCAGUAGGAGCCAGGUGUGUAGACUACCUUCUGUUGUCUGUCUGUCUGAGUCAGUAGGAGCCAGGUGUGUAGACUACCUUCUAUUGUCUGUCUGAGUCAGUAGGAGCCAGGUGUGUAGACUACCUUCUAUUGUCUGUCUGUCUGAGUCAGUAGGAGCCAGGUGUGUAGACUACCUUCUGUUGUCUGUCUGUCUGAGUCAGUAGGAGCCAGGUGUGUAGACUACCUUCUGUUGUCUGUCUGUCUGAGUCAGUAGGAGCCAGGUGUGUAGACUACCUUCUGUUGUCUGUCUGUCUGAGUCAGUAGGAGCCAGGUGUGUAGACUCUCUUCUGUUGUCUGUCUGUCUGAGUCAGUAGGAGCCAGGUGUGUAGACUACCUUCUAUUGUCUGUCUGAGUCAGUAGGAGCCAGGUGUGUAGACUACCUCCUAUUGUCUGUCUGAGUCAGUAGGAGCCAGGUGUGAAGACUACCUUCUAUUGUCUGUCUGGGAGAUAUGCUGGGGAGGCUUCCUCGUAGUCUAUUUGACUCUUGUUCCACCUGUGUCUCUUUGACCUUUGUCAAAUUAACAAGCCAUGUUCCCCUUCUGCAGAAGUGCUUUUGACCUUUUUAAAGAGGAAGUAGCACGUUAUUUCUAGACCAAUUGAACAUUCAGUUCCACAUUGUCUCUGUGGUCAUUUUUGUGGAAUUGAUCAGUUUCUCAAAUAACAUGUAUGUAGAAGUGAAAUAUGCCCUGUACUCUGAUUUAAAGAGAACUAGCGUUGCUACAGUAUGUCGGCAACCAAAUCAUUUGGUCUGACAGGGAAGAGGAAGUGUAUUAUGAAACACAUCCCCAGUAAUGUAUUUGUUGUGCUGAUAUUUGCUGACAGCAGAAACUUGUCUGUAGACUAAAUAAAGAGAGAGAGAUGGCCUCAGCCUACCAGCCUGUGUUAACGCUAACCUACUUCAUUAACAUGGGUGUCAUCCAACACAGUUGUUUUGGGAUCCCUUAAAGCUGAGGUGGAGAUAAACAAUGAAGCUCAUUAGGAACUGGGAGAGGAUGUUUUAGAAUUCAUAAAGUGUCUCAGAGUAGGCUAGAUGUGCUGAUCUAGGAUCAGGUCCCUCCCCGUCCCAUCCAUAUAAUCGUAUUCAUUAUGAUCGAAAAGACAAAACUGAUUCUAGAUCAGCACUCCUACCGUACGCUGAGACGCUUUAUGACCACAGGCCCAGACCUCUACAGUAGUCUAUUGUUGAUGAGCCCACGUCUCCCUCCAUCAGUCUUUGACUGUCCUCAGCCUUACCCAGACACAGUGUAAAAAGACUUGUUAUAACAGAUCAGCCUUCUACUGUAAAGGAACUGUUUCAGGAAUGACAUCACCUUAUCUCAGUGGAAAAGUAACUAUUCUGGGUGGAUGAAUGGUGGAACCAAGAGAGAGGGGCUGUUCACUGUGAGGGUUCAAAAAGCCACAAUGUUAAACAAAUGAAUCACCGGACCAGCUGUCCAAACACCUCCCUCUCAUUUCACAAAAUGGCAAAAAGUCUGUUUGUCCCAAAUGGCACCCUAUUCCCCAUAUAGUGCACUACUUUUGAACAGGAUACAUAGGUCUCUGGUCAAAGGUACUACACUAUGUAGGGCAGAGGGUGCCAUUUGGGAUUCAGACUAAAUGUAAUGCAGCCUAAAUGUAAUGCAGCUCCAUCCAAUGACCUUUCAAUACACACAUUCCUUCCUUUUUCCAGAGUGAAAAUGUUGUUGCUUUUUCUCUCUGUUACAGUGGAUUUGGGAACAUGGUUGAGACUCCAGUUGCUUCCCACAUCAGUACCACCAGUCUCUUUCCUAGCAUUGUCUCCCUAUUUCACUUCUGAAUUGUCCUUACAAAUCAACAUAAAGGGGAAAGGACAUAACAGUCUCUCUGUCAGGUAGAAUACAAGACCGAAAGCUAGAUGUUUAACAGUCUCUCUGUCAGGUAGAAUACAAGACAGAAAGCUAGAUGUUUAACAGUCUCUCUGUCAGGUAGAAUACAAGACCGAAAGCUAGAUGUUUAACAGUCUCUCUGUCAGGUAGAAUACAAGACCGAAAGCUAGAUGUUUAACAGUCUCUCUGUCAGGUAGAAUACAAGACCGAAAGCUAGAUGUUUAACAGUCUCUCUGUCAGGUAGAAUACAAGACCGAAAGCUAGAUGUUUAACAGUCUCUCUGUCAGGUAGAAUACAAGACCGAAAGCUAGAUGUUUAACAGUCUCUCUCUGUCAGGUAGAAUACAAGACCGAAAGCUAGAUGUUUAACAGUCUCUCUGUCAGGUAGAAUACAAGACCGAAAGCUAGAUGUUUAACAGUCUCUCUGUCAGGUAGAAUACAAGACCGAAAGCUAGAUGUUUAACAGUCUCUCUGUCAGGUAGAAUACAAGACAGAAAGCUAGAUGUUUAACAGUCUCUCUGUCAGGUAGAAUACAAGACCGAAAGCUAGAUGUUUAACAGUCUCUCUGUCAGGUAGAAUACAAGACCGAAAGCUAGAUGUUUAACAGUCUCUCUGUCAGGUAGAAUACAAGACCGAAAGCUAGAUGUUUAACAGGACAUAAGUCUCUCUCUGUCAGGUAGAAUACAAGACCGAAAGCUAGAUGUUUAACAGGACAUAAGUCUCUCUCUGUCAGGUAGAAUACAAGACAGAAGGCUAGAUGUUUAACAGAACAUUAGAUUUCUUCCUAGCAGCACCUUGGGAAUGUUCGUGUCAGGAAGGGCCACUGCAUCGUGCUGUUUCCAAAUGGAAACUGUACAGGAACCUGAUUGCCAAGCUAAACACUAACUGCUACCAGAUGCACUUAUACUGCUCUGGUUCCCCCUGCUCCUACUUACAUUCACUUGCAAAAGAAAUGGGAAAGCAUAACAUAAUGGCUUUGUAAUUAACUCUGGGUUUAGCUUUGUCAACAGUGAUCAUUUUGAGAAUGUGAUUUGAUUAGAAUCUCAUUGUCUCUUUAGAAGUUAGAAUACAGUAUGCACUGCACAUUUAAUCAGUCAUAAUGGUACGUUCAAGGACUCAGAGACACACAAACCAACCAACCAACCAUAGUUAAUACAUUGACGGUUUUGUUGUGUCUGUCCUCCAGGAGCCAGCCUGCACGUUGCAGACAGUAGAUACUUCUGGUUCCACCACACCAACGGGGACACCAUGUCUGUUCAGAGCCCCAUAGAAAUGAACCUGUGUUCGGCCCUGUGGGCGGUGGUGGCCUACGUAGUGGCUGACCUGGAGGAGAUGCUGCCCAGGUAGUCCACUAGGACUGUCCUGCAUCCCAAACGGCACCUUAUCCCCUGUGUAGUUUUGGGAGAAGAAUGCACUAUAGGGAAUAUGGUGCCAUAAAAAUGCUUUACUGUUGUUUGACCUCCAGAAGGGCUUCCUGCAGUAACCUCUCUGUGAAAUUAUACCCCACUCUGGUUAAGUGGCUAAAGAAGAAUUAAUAGUAUGUAUAAACCACACAAUGUACAAAAUGGAAUGAAGUAUUUCUGGCAUAUUAUUUCCAGUCAAUUUCUUUUAGAAUGAACACAUAUGUACUGCAUGUUUCAUGUUGACUGUCAUUAUGUCUAAUCUGCCAAUAAAGCUGUGCAUUAAUUAGA
Oncorhynchus keta (chum salmon) is the source of this 5691-nucleotide messenger RNA. Its product is annotated as carboxypeptidase Q-like. NCBI's taxonomy places the organism in Eukaryota, Metazoa, Chordata, Actinopteri, Salmoniformes, Salmonidae. The transcript has 12 exons. Gene Ontology annotation, molecular function: metallodipeptidase activity. Gene Ontology annotation, biological process: proteolysis; peptide catabolic process. The coding region runs from base 168 to 1436 and encodes 422 amino acids. The record is from RefSeq and is a predicted model, not a curated record.